Messenger RNA from Ailuropoda melanoleuca (giant panda), 3839 nucleotides. RefSeq names its product cytochrome P450 family 2 subfamily U member 1 (gene CYP2U1). Gene Ontology annotation, cellular component: intracellular membrane-bounded organelle; cytoplasm. Gene Ontology annotation, molecular function: iron ion binding; oxidoreductase activity, acting on paired donors, with incorporation or reduction of molecular oxygen, reduced flavin or flavoprotein as one donor, and incorporation of one atom of oxygen; steroid hydroxylase activity. Bases 99 to 1733 code for a protein of 544 amino acids. Gene Ontology annotation, biological process: xenobiotic metabolic process. NCBI's taxonomy places the organism in Eukaryota, Metazoa, Chordata, Mammalia, Carnivora, Ursidae. The transcript is spliced from 5 exons. The record is from RefSeq and is a predicted model, not a curated record.
CCCCCUCCUUGCGGCGCAGUGAGCCGCGCCGCUGGCAGCUCGCGGUCUCCAGGGCUCGGCGGGAGGAGGCCGAGGCUGCGGACGCGGGCGCCCAGGCCAUGGCCUCGCCCGGGCUGCCACAGCCCCCCGCCGAGGGCUCGCCCUGGCCUCUGCGCCUGCUGCACGCGCCUCCAGAGCUGCUGCGGCUGGACCCCACGGGCGGCGCGCUGUUGCUGCUCAGCCUCGCGGCGCUGCUCGGCUGGAGCUGGCUGUGGCGGCACCGGGCGCGGGGCAUCCCCCCCGGCCCCACGCCCUGGCCCGUGGUGGGCAACUUCGGCUUCGUGCUGCUGCCUCCGUUCCUCCGACGGAAGAGCUGGCUGCACCGCCGGGCGAGGGCCGCAGGGAUGGAGCCCUCGGCCCUGGGCCCGCAGCUGCUCCUGGCCGACCUGGCUCGCGUGUACGGCAACGUCUUCAGCUUCUUCAUCGGCCACUACCUGGUGGUGGUCCUCAGCGACUUCCACAGCGUGCGCGAGGCGCUGGUGCAGCAGGCCGAGAUCUUUAGCGACCGCCCGCGGGUGCCGCUCGUUUCCCUCGUAACCAAGGAGAAGGGGAUUGUAUUUGCACAUUAUGGUCCAGUCUGGAGACAACAGAGGAAGUUCUCUCAUUCAACUCUUCGUCAUUUUGGCUUGGGAAAGCUGAGCUUGGAGCCCAAGAUUAUUGAGGAGUUUAAAUAUGUGAAAGAGGAAAUGCAGAAGCAUGGAGAAAACCCCUUCGACCCUUUCCCCAUUGUCAACAAUGCCGUCUCUAACAUCAUUUGCUCCCUGUGCUUUGGCCAGCGCUUUGAUUACACCAAUAGUGAGUUUAAGAAAAUGCUCAAUCUUAUGUCACGAGCAUUGGAAAUCUGUCUGAACACCCAGCUCCUCCUGGUUAACAUAUGCUCCUGGCUUUAUUAUCUUCCUUUUGGACCAUUUAAGGAAUUAAGACAAAUCGAAAAGGAUAUUACCACUUUCCUUAAAAAAAUCAUCAAAGACCAUCGAGAGUCUCUGGAUGUCGAGAACCCUCAGGACUUCAUAGACAUGUACCUUCUCCACGUGGAGGAGGAGAGAAAAAAUAAUAGCAAUAGUAGCUUUAAUGAAGAUUACUUAUUUUAUAUCAUUGGUGAUCUCUUCAUUGCUGGGACUGAUACCACAACUAACUCCUUGCUUUGGUGCCUUCUGUAUAUGUCACUGAACCCCGACAUACAAGAAAAGGUUCAGGAAGAAAUUGAAAGGGUCAUUGGUGCUGACAGAGUCCCUUCCCUCACUGACAAGGCCCGGAUGCCCUACACAGAAGCCACCAUCAUGGAGGUGCAGAGGCUGACGGUGGUGGUGCCACUUGCCAUUCCUCACAUGACCUCGGAGAAAACAGUGCUCCAAGGAUAUACCAUUCCUAAAGGCACGGUGGUGUUACCCAACUUGUGGUCAGUACACAGAGACCCAGCCAUUUGGGAGAAACCAGAUGAUUUCUACCCUAAUCGAUUUCUGGAUGAUCAAGGACAACUUAUUAAAAAAGAAACAUUUAUUCCUUUUGGGAUAGGGAAGCGGGUAUGUAUGGGCGAACAGCUGGCAAAGAUGGAAUUAUUUCUGAUGUUUGUGAGCCUAAUGCAGAGUUUCACGUUUGCUUUGCCGGAGGAUUCUAAGAAGCCCCUUCUGACUGGCAGAUACGGUCUGACUCUAGCCCCACACCCAUUCAGUAUCAUCAUUUCAAAGAGAUAAAGAACAAGUCUGAGAAGAGAAUGUAAAUACAUUUCCUCCUUGACAGAUUUCUUCCUUCUGCAGCUGAGAACCCACCCAGCGACGACGCAGCGCCCGGGUUAGGCUCAGGUGAGAGGAGGACCAGACAUGGGUAGACCUUGCCUCUUGGAAGGUUCCUCAGUAGGACAUGUCUGUCACUUUACUAAUGCCCGUCUGUGACCUGGGGGCUGGGCCGGGAAGCAGGAGAUCUGGAUUUUAUCCCCCGUGGCUUCCAGCAGCGAACAUUCCUCCCCAUCACUCAGUGCCUCCGUCAUUCCGUGUGUGAAACGAGGUUCAGAAAACGUGCCUUCUCUCCCUCUCUCAGCGCUAAGGAAGGUCAAAUGCCGCAUGUCUUUCCCGACAUCACCAAUACACUGUUAAGUACUGAAGAACAAAUUCAGAAGCCAAAGGAAGACCCGCCAGCUUAAGGCCUGUGACAACACGAAAGUGGGGUUCCUACUUGAGCGCUUUGCCAGAGAAGAUGUGGGUUUCGGCCAUGAUGAGUUAGAGCUUUUCUCUGCAGAGAUCCUACGUCAGUCUUGGGAGGGGGGAGGCUCGUUUUGUUACUUUUAUCUUUUCCUUUGUGAUUUAGUUUUUUACAUUUUGUAGACGUGGGCUCAAGGCUGUUGUUUGAAUGUACAUGUCGGCCUUCUGUUUCAGCUGCAGGAACAGGGAGGCUGGCUGAAGAGGUGGCUUCAUGGCUCAGAGUUGCUCUGCUGAGUUGCUUGGAGAGCCGUCGCCCUUUCGACCUGAGCCCUGAAUAGUGAGCUUGGGAAUGCUGAUACUGGGAUUCCUCAGGGAAGGAUUCAGACUGUGCCAAACAUCCCUUUCUUGUUCUCUCUUCCACUGGCUUCGUGUGUCUCACCUUAGCACUUCUCAGACAGAGAGGCAUUCUUAGCCUUGUUAAGAGAAGUACAUCCGUCCUUAAUAAAGGUCCCUUCAGAAGAGCAGUUCUCAAAAAAGGCGCUGACCCCUUUCAGGGGGUAUUUGGAAAUGUGUAAGUGCAUCUUUGGUUAUCACAAUGACAAGGGAGCUAUUGGCCUUUUGCUGCUGUGCGGCCAGGAUGCUAAGUGAGCAGACCUGUACCAGGAGGAAUAAUCCUGCCAACUGCCAGUAUUUUCCCCAGGGAGCGCAUGCUCCGAAGAAUGACCAGCCCGCUCCUGGAUUCUCCCGUAGCGCUCCUGAGAGAGAAGUGACCACGAUAAUAAGAUUCCCCCCUGCAGUUUGAGCCUUCCUCCUGCUGGCCCCAAACUUAGUGCUUUCCUUGUGUGCCUACACAGUUCUUACAGAAACUCGACUAAGAUGUUAUUUUGCAGCUGGUAGAGCUGAGCGUCAGAGAAGUGAAGGUACCUAGUCAGAAGGUCCCGCUGUCAUUUCAGACCUACCCGUCCUUGUGACUGGAGAGUUCUGUCUGAAUGCUGCUCUCUCCUGCCACCACCCGAUCCCACGGGAGACUACUCGGCGUUUUCAGUGCCGAUGGGUGAAGUACAGACAAAUCUCUAGGUGCCUUGAGGAUUUUUGUCAACUAAAAAAACAGCAGCAGCAACAACAAAAACAAAACAAAUAAACUAAGGCCCAGGAAUUGUGAGCAAAUUGAGCGGCUGUUGUCUAGAUUGGUGAUGACGCAGGUGUGGUUACACUGUACCUUGAGCGGGACAGUUUGUUCCUCAUCUGGAAUUUUAUAGGCUUUUGAGGUGCACUAAUAAUUUGGCAUUAGCAAGUUUAUUACUCCUUAAUUUAUGCAUACAUCCUCAACAUUCCUAACUAGUUGCAGCUUACUUGAAAAAAAAAACAACCAAAAAAACCCUGUUCUGUGAGAUUUUGUUGAAAUCAGAUGUUCAUUAAACUUUUAAACAUAAUGCCUCAGACUGUAGCACUUUAAAAACAUCUCUAUGUGGUAAGCCACUGAAAGGACUGUUAAUGCUUUCCUUGUAUAUGUUGGAGUUUUAUGAUUUUGUACCUUAUGAUUUAUUUGAAGCGUAAAAAUAAUAGUACUUAGUUUUAUUUAUCUUCCUAAUACCUAAUUUUUAAUCCUCAUCUUUAGCAUAAUUUUUGGUGCUUUUAUUAAACUUUUAGUUUUAACUGAAA